CCAUAAAGAGCCGAGGGACGCAUCCGACAGGAGGUCUGAAAAGACGAACAAUGAACCCCAUGGACCUCGUUCAUUCCACUCUUGCAGGACAAUCAGACGUCUUGGAGACAUUUACAAGGGAGGAUGGAGAACCCAAAGGUGAACAACUCAAGAUGUCCUACUGGACGCUGAAGAUCACCGUACUGAAGGCCGCGCUGCAAGAAAAUCCACAAAGGUUGGAUGGAGUCGACUGCUACGUCACUCUGUCUCUCCCCACGGCGACGGCCAAAGUCUUCCGCACAAACACCGUGAACAAAACUAUCAACCCAGUUUGGAAUGAAUCGUUCACCUUCGUUGUUCCAGCGCUGCUGAAAAACGUUCUGGAGAUCAAACUGUAUGAUGAAGAUAGUAAAUCGAUGGACAAUCCUGAUGGCCUGUUAUCCAAGAAUCAGUUUGACAUCCACAGCCUCACUGUGGGGAGAAAGGAGACCAAAGUCUUUGUGCUGAAUGACGGGUCGAAGGGUGAACUUGAGAUGGAGUUUGAACUUCUCCAGAGUGAUGAAAAGCCUCUUCAAUACAUCACUAAUGGCAUUCUCAUGGCUGCUCCGCUCGCCACUCUUGAUGCCAACGUUGAGAAGCUCGGUGCAGACAAAGUGCUGAAGCUGCAGGGUGCCUUCGAAGAGAUCCCGAAGGUCCAGUCAGAGAACCAAAAGAAAGUGUGUUUCCACUUCAACAGAGACUUUGACCCAGAUCUGGGGGUUUUGUCAUCACCUAAUGAUCCGAUGAAGACUUCGGUAAAACUCCGAUCUUUGCCAGAAGACUACACGGGAAAGGUGUUGCUCACUGACGCUCAGGAUACUGUGGAUUUAGACCUGGAAAUCCAUCUGUGCCAGGAGAAACAACCCGCAGUUCGCAUCAGCCAUGACAUCCCAGCACAGGAGAAGGAGUACCUGGUGAAGAGGAAGCCCAUAGUGGCACAAGCUUUGAAGAAGGCUUUAGGCCUCAGCGCUGUACCUCAACUCAAAAAGGUUCCAACUAUAGCAGUGGCAGGUUCAGGCGGAGGCUCUCGAGCAAUGACGGGCCUGCUGGGUAGUCUGAGGGGUCUGAAGGAAAUAGGAGUCCUGGAUGCUGUCACUUACCUUACUGGUGUUUCUGGAUCCACCUGGGCGAUGUCUGCCCUGUAUCAACAUGCAAACUGGUCACAGCAGGAGUUAAACAACAUCAUCAAAAAAGAGAAAGAACUCAUGACAACGGGCACCUUGGAAGUCUUACUUAAGAAUGUGAAUUACUGCGUAAAGGAGAGCACGGACAAGUGUGAGGAGCAGGGACAUGUUUCACCCUUUGUUGAUUUUACCGGACUGCUUCUCGAGCAACUUGUUUUCGGGGAGAAAGUCGGGAAAACCCUGUCUGAGCAGCAGAUGAAAGUGAAUGAAGGUCAAAACCCUUUACCAAUUUACACCGCUGUCAUUAUGAAGGAUGAUGUACAGACACGUAAAAACGAAGCUGAGUGGUGUGAGUUCACCCCAUAUGAGGCCGGUCUAUCAAAGUAUGGGGCAUCUGUUCCCACAGAAGAUUUUGGAAGUGAGUUCUUCCUUGGUCAUAUGAUCAAGAGACAUCCCGAGAUCCGCCUCCCGUUUCUGAUGGGAAUGUGGAGCAGUGCCUUCUCUGCAAACCAGAAAGAGAUACUGGACUAUUUCUUGAAAAACGUCUUGGGCAAAACCUCAGAGACAGGUGAAGAACCCAGCGGUGAGCCUUCAAGUGGGGAGAGUUUCAGCAACCGUCACUUCUUUGUUGCUGAAUACUACAAUUUCAUGCGUGGUCUUUUCCUGCACUGCAACUAUGGUGAACAUCACAACUUUCAAGCCAGAACAGCUUCACACCCGGACUCGUUCCCAAACCAGCUGACUGCCACUGACCCCACCCUGAAGCUGAUUGACUCUGGUCAUGCGAUCAACAUUGGCUGCGCGCCAAUCCUGCAGCCGGAGAGAGACGUGGAUGUUAUCAUCUGUCUGAACUACUCAUGGGAGCCAAUCUUUGAGGUCAUCAAAAAGACUGCCGUCUACUGCAAAGAUCACUGCAUCCCGUUCCCCAACGCAGAUUUUGCCAGUCUGGAAAAUGAGCCAAAGAAGGAGGUCUACAUCUUCGAGGACAAGGAGAACCCCAAAGCUCCCAUCGUGAUGCUCUUCCCCCUCGUCAAUGAUUCAUUCAAACACUUCAAAAGCCCUGGGGUGAAACGCCAGACUGAGGAGGAAAUCCGGGCUGGGGAAGUGGACGUGAGCAGUGAAAAUUCUCCGUACACAACCAAGCACAUGCUUUACAAGCCAGAGGACUAUCAGGCUCUCAUCGACCUGACCUCCUACAACAUCCUGAACAACAAGGAGACCAUCGUCCAGGUCCUCCACAAAGCUCUGAAGAAGAAAGACGAAUAAAAGAGAAACUUAAGAAAUGGGGCUUUUAAGGAAGCAGGAAAAA
This is a messenger RNA of Salarias fasciatus (jewelled blenny), 2451 nucleotides long. RefSeq names its product cytosolic phospholipase A2 zeta-like. The transcript is spliced from 22 exons. Gene Ontology annotation, biological process: glycerophospholipid catabolic process. The coding region runs from base 51 to 2408 and encodes 785 amino acids. The record is from RefSeq and is a predicted model, not a curated record. Gene Ontology annotation, molecular function: calcium ion binding; calcium-dependent phospholipid binding. Gene Ontology annotation, cellular component: cytosol. NCBI's taxonomy places the organism in Eukaryota, Metazoa, Chordata, Actinopteri, Blenniiformes, Blenniidae.